AUGUCGUCGCGUGGAGGUCGCGCGCCCUCAGCACCAUGGGGGCGGUUGAAGCAGGUCAGUAUCGAUCCUCUGGAGUCAAUCGGCUUGCCAUCAAAGGGCGACGACAGGCUUCUGAAUCACCGCGUACAAGAGCAGUACUACACGAAGAUUGUCGAGCGCUUUAUGGCAUUCUGCUCUGAUGCAGGCCGUGGCGACGAACUUUUGCGCCGACUCGCCCAACUCGAAAUAUCACCAGAGAAUGGAAAGAGCCAUACGAGGUCCUCAAUCGCAACAGAUACACGAGUGGAAAGCAUGAUGGCGGGCUUCGAAACAUCCAAUGAAAAGGAUAUAUCCUCCCUUAUGAUGGGUAUGCGUAAAUUACGUGAAGGCAUUGUGGCUUCGAAACGUGUGGACGAUUUCUCCAUGCAGGCCUAUAUUUUCUGUAUACGAUUGUCGAUACAAGUAAAGCAUAUGGAGUCUUACCACCCGGCAAUCUUACAUCUCCUGAAGCAUAUGCACACAGUCCAACCCCUCACCAAUGUGGAGUUGCAAGAGUUUGUUGGGUACUUAGUCCUAGAUCUCGCAUGCCGACAGAAUGAUUUGGCGCAAGCAUAUUUCGUUAGACAUACUUAUGGACUGCACGAUUCCAAGGUCGACGCAAUUCUUCAUGCGCUUUCUCACGAUAAUUACUUUCUGUUUUGGCGAGUCAAACACAGUGUGGAUGGUUUGAAAGCCAAGGUCAUGGAAUUUGCAGAGGAUGCUAUCAAAAGGCAGGCGCUGAAGUGUCUGGGUCGCAGUUACUUGGUCAUCGAUCAGAAAUCACUCGAGGAGUAUACCAACACCACCUGGCAGGUGCUGGUCAGAGAUUUCGGUGUCGGCUGGCAACUGGAUGGGUCUAAGGUCAUUAUACGAAAACCUAAAGGACGAUGA
Mollisia scopiformis is the source of this 909-nucleotide messenger RNA. RefSeq lists its product as uncharacterized. The record is from RefSeq and is a predicted model, not a curated record. The transcript is spliced from 2 exons. The coding region runs from base 1 to 909 and encodes 302 amino acids. Lineage: Eukaryota; Fungi; Ascomycota; Leotiomycetes; Helotiales; Mollisiaceae.